This is a messenger RNA of Tarenaya hassleriana, 1681 nucleotides long. Its product is annotated as tubulin alpha chain-like. Lineage: Eukaryota; Viridiplantae; Streptophyta; Magnoliopsida; Brassicales; Cleomaceae. Bases 139 to 1491 code for a protein of 450 amino acids. The record is from RefSeq and is a predicted model, not a curated record. Gene Ontology annotation, molecular function: structural constituent of cytoskeleton; GTP binding. Gene Ontology annotation, cellular component: cytoplasm; microtubule. The transcript has 4 exons. Gene Ontology annotation, biological process: mitotic cell cycle; microtubule cytoskeleton organization.
AGGAAUCUUACACAUUUCGCAGCCAAGCAACGGAAAAAAAAAGAGAGCGUAGCGUCUUGAUAAACGCCGCUCUUCUUCUCUUUCUCCCUCUCCGAUCUCAAAUUUUCUCGCCGUUCGUCGGUUUUUCUUACCGCGAAAAUGAGAGAGUGCAUCUCGAUUCACAUCGGUCAGGCUGGUAUCCAGGUCGGAAACGCCUGCUGGGAGCUUUACUGUCUCGAGCAUGGCAUUCAGCCGGAUGGCCAGAUGCCGAGUGACAAAACCGUCGGAGGAGGUGAUGAUGCAUUCAACACCUUCUUCAGCGAAACUGGUGCUGGAAAGCACGUUCCUCGUGCUGUUUUUGUAGAUCUGGAGCCCACUGUCAUUGACGAAGUCAGGACUGGAACUUACCGUCAGCUCUUCCACCCUGAGCAGCUCAUCAGUGGGAAGGAAGACGCUGCCAACAACUUUGCCCGUGGGCACUACACCAUUGGUAAAGAGAUCGUUGAUCUCUGCUUGGACCGCAUCCGCAAGCUGGCCGACAACUGCACUGGUCUACAAGGGUUCCUCGUGUUCAAUGCCGUUGGUGGUGGUACGGGUUCAGGUCUCGGUUCUCUCUUGCUUGAACGUCUCUCAGUGGACUACGGCAAGAAAUCGAAGCUCGGAUUCACUGUGUACCCUUCGCCCCAGGUCUCAACCUCUGUUGUGGAACCCUACAACAGUGUCCUCUCCACCCACUCCCUCCUCGAGCACACUGACGUGGCUAUUCUGCUCGACAACGAAGCCAUCUAUGACAUCUGCAGACGCUCCCUUGACAUUGAACGCCCUACUUACACCAACCUCAACCGCUUGGUCUCUCAGGUGAUCUCAUCCCUCACUGCCUCCCUGAGAUUCGACGGUGCACUGAACGUGGAUGUGACCGAGUUCCAAACCAACCUGGUCCCGUACCCAAGGAUCCACUUCAUGCUCUCCUCGUACGCACCCGUCAUAUCGGCGGAGAAGGCCUACCACGAACAGCUCUCAGUCGCAGAGAUCACCAACAGCGCGUUCGAGCCCUCGUCCAUGAUGGCAAAGUGCGACCCACGCCACGGCAAAUACAUGGCGUGCUGCCUCAUGUACAGAGGAGACGUCGUCCCAAAGGACGUGAACGCUGCCGUCGCGACCAUCAAGACCAAACGCACCAUCCAGUUCGUGGACUGGUGCCCGACCGGGUUCAAGUGCGGGAUCAACUACCAGCCGCCGACGGUCGUGCCGGGGGGUGACCUGGCGAAGGUCCAGAGGGCGGUUUGCAUGAUCUCAAACUCGACGAGCGUGGCCGAGGUGUUCUCAAGGAUUGACCAUAAGUUCGAUCUGAUGUACGCGAAGAGGGCGUUCGUUCACUGGUACGUGGGUGAGGGUAUGGAGGAAGGCGAGUUCUCGGAGGCGCGUGAGGAUUUGGCUGCUCUCGAGAAGGACUAUGAGGAGGUUGGUGCCGAGGGUGACGAUGGUGAGGACGAUGAUGGUGAGGAAUACUAGAGACAGAGAGAGAGAGAGUUCCCUCUUUUGCUAUGAGUGUUCAGUUUCUCCUGUGUUGUUUGUGGUUUUGAUAUGAUUGUGGUUCUUUAUUGAUGGGCUUCAUGGACCAGCCCAAGUUCUUGAAAUGGGCUUUUGGCUGAAUAUCGUCUUGGGCCUGAUUUCGGUUUUAAGGCUCACUAAUUAAGUAUCU